This is a messenger RNA of Thelazia callipaeda (thelaziosis nematode), 432 nucleotides long. Lineage: Eukaryota; Metazoa; Nematoda; Chromadorea; Rhabditida; Thelaziidae. The record is from the annotation of a GenBank genome assembly.
AUGGCUGAAAAACCAGCUGAUGUAAAGGAUACUCCUGAUAUGUGGUUGAAAAUUGAACGUAGACAAUUAGAAAUGGAUGGUAACAUAGACAUCGAUGUAUUGUUACCUAAUGGAUUUGUUAUUACUGUACAGUGCUCCAUAGAUUACUCAUUAGCAAUGUUGAAAGAGGAAGUGUUUUCAAAGGCCAAAAAAUUACCAUUUUUCAAUCUUUUGCUCACACCAUCGGACUACAUAUUUACCACUCUUGGACCCAAUAGUGAAAUCGAAGAGUUGUACGAUGAAGCACAAUCCAUAUUUUCCUUGAGACUUUUCGUACCUAUGCUAAGAUUGAUUGAGCCUAUAGGGAAUCGAAAAGAAAAGGAAAUGGCACAUGAUAUUGCAAAACUAUCGCCUGAAGAGAUGUCGUCUGCCACUUUGUAUGGGACUUCCUGA